AUGGAAUUUUGGUUAAAAGACGGAAUUGCCCCCGUCUCUCAGACACUCUCUCUCUCUCCUCCGGCGCGUCUCUCUCUCCUCUCGCGCGACGAUUGGAACAGCCGGCCACGUUUUGGCCGGCCGUGCUCUCGUCCGGCCACCAAAGUUGACGGGGCCGGUACCAAAAUGACCGGGCCGCCGUCCUCUUCCUACCCCGGCCAGGUCCCGUCGCCAGCCGCCGUGGUUUCGCCGGAAAACGAGGAGAAAAGCUCCGGUUUUGACAGAAAAUUCGCCGGCUUCGUUCUCCGUCGUCCGGCCGCCAUUUUUUGGCGAUCAAGAUUAUCUGAUUUUCGAGUUAGGGUUCGGCCGGAUUUCGGGAUGAGAUUCCGGCCACUUCCGAGUUCCGAACGGAUAUCGCAUAUCGCGUAUUUUCCGGGUUCGCUGGGUUUGGACCGUUGGAUGGUAUUACCAGGAUCGUGUAGGAUUCGACGGAUCGUAAAACGGAGUCCCGGAUACUCCAGAAAUGCCAACCCUGGGGUUAGGGUUUUAGUAACCGUCCGAUCGUGCGAUCGUGAGCGAUCCGACCGUCCGAUCUGGACCAAACUUGCAGGACGUGCAUCCUAG
Messenger RNA from Prunus armeniaca (apricot), 603 nucleotides. Lineage: Eukaryota; Viridiplantae; Streptophyta; Magnoliopsida; Rosales; Rosaceae. The record is from the annotation of a GenBank genome assembly.